AUUUGGGAUUGGGUUUCAUUCGGGGCAGAUAGAGUAGAGGUUUGGUAGCCAUGUGUUUAGCAGGCGCUGAUGGAGAUUUUAAUAAGAUUCAGGAUAUCAGAGGAGCUAAAAAUGAAGUUUUAAUGAAUAAUCUGGUUUUAAGGUUUGGGUUUGGUUUAAUUUAGUUGAGUUUAAUGAGCUGUAAUGGAGAGACAGACUGUUUUGGCUGAUCUGAAGAGUCAGACUCUGGAGCAGCUCUGUGAGAUUUUGUCUCGACAGGAAAAGUUAUUAAACAACAAGCGGUUCAUUCAAACCCUCCCUGACAAAGGUAAGAAGAUUUUCGAGUUUACAGAGAAAGUUCGCCGUGCUCUAGCAAACAAGGAAGAAGAAGAGAAGAAGCAUGCCAACUUAGCCUUCGUACGAACAGAAUUUCAGGCCAGAUACCAGCAGGCUUUUACUCAGCGCCGGUACGUCGUCUCUGCCGACACGGGGCUCAAAGACAACGAGGACUCUAUGAACACUGAGCCGUCACAUACGGUGGAAGCUACAAUCAGAGAGAAUGGUGAAAUCAGCUCCUGGACAGCUACACCUGGAGAUACGCUCGCGUCUGGAAAUGCAGAUGGAGCUGAAGACACGGAUCUCACGGUGAUGUUUGGACGGGUUACUUUAUCCGAGGAGAACGCCGUUCCUUCCGGAGACUCAACCGGAAAUCCUGUUUUAGGCUUGCAGCCUCAGAAGAAGCCACAUUACAUAGAAGUGUUGGAGAGAUCAGGCGAAAAAGCAACAAAACCUCGAUUCAGGCCCAAUCAACUGCCAUUGAAGUCUGCUUCUCCAUCUCCUGGCCAGUCCACUGGCAGUGUAACCCCAAUCAGCGCUGAGGCCCGGAGACUGAGGGACAGGAAGCACCUUGAUGACAUCACAGCUGCCAAGCUUCCUCCACUGCACCACAGUCCUGCACAGUUACUGUCACUGGAGGAGUCGGUCAUCCUUUUCAAGGAGCAAGCUACGAAACAUCAGGAGCUGCAAGCCAAAAUGGCUGCCCAGAAGCUGGCUGAGGGUCUGAGUGUCAGUUUGAACAGCUAUAAUCCUGAGGGGGGCGCUCUGGCUGCAUACAGAGAAGUGCAUGAUGAUGGGACACUUUCAGAGGAAGACUGAGCCAGGAAAGAGUCUGUGGUUAUGGAGCUGAAGGAUCAGUUUCUCUACUAGUCUCAGGCAGUUCCUUGAGUUGGAUCAUUCUGAAAUUGCGUUUUGCACAUCAUGAUGAAGUUCUGCAAGGAGCCCAGAUCUGACCCGCUUCCAGGGAACGCACUAGUUUGGUCAGUCUCAAAUCCAGGCUCUGGAGACGUCCAAGCACUAAAUCUGUGUGCACGCUUUGCUGUAACACUUUAUUCAGCACCACAGGACUUUAAGAACCCCCACGUGAGCACGUGAGCUGGACCACUCGGAACACUUUCACAUAUUGAAA
Silurus meridionalis is the source of this 1444-nucleotide messenger RNA. RefSeq names its product RNA polymerase II subunit M (gene polr2m). Gene Ontology annotation, biological process: transcription elongation by RNA polymerase II; intracellular signal transduction. Lineage: Eukaryota; Metazoa; Chordata; Actinopteri; Siluriformes; Siluridae. The transcript has 4 exons. Gene Ontology annotation, cellular component: intracellular anatomical structure; nucleus. The coding region runs from base 184 to 1134 and encodes 316 amino acids. The record is from RefSeq and is a predicted model, not a curated record. Gene Ontology annotation, molecular function: transcription elongation factor activity.